Nothoprocta perdicaria is the source of this 5337-nucleotide messenger RNA. It is a transcript of the gene SLK, whose product is annotated as STE20 like kinase. The transcript is spliced from 18 exons. The coding region runs from base 156 to 3824 and encodes 1222 amino acids. Lineage: Eukaryota; Metazoa; Chordata; Aves; Tinamiformes; Tinamidae. Gene Ontology annotation, biological process: protein phosphorylation. Gene Ontology annotation, molecular function: ATP binding; protein binding; protein serine/threonine kinase activity. The record is from RefSeq and is a predicted model, not a curated record.
AUUGCUGUUAUUUAUUUUUCCGUCGAUUUCGUUGCGCUCUUACGACCCCGAGGGUCGCCCUGAGCUCCCCGUGGCGCCUGCUGCCGCCCCGCCUGCUCCCCGCUCCGAACCCGCGCCCAGCAGGAGACAAGGAAUAAAAAGCAGAGGGAAAAAAAAUGUCUUUCUUCAACUUUCGCAAGAUCUUCAAGCUGGGCGGCGAGAAGAAGAAGAAGCAGUACGAGCAUGUCAAGAGGGACCUGAACCCGGAGGAGCUGUGGGAAAUCAUCGGCGAGCUGGGAGACGGCGCCUUCGGGAAGGUCUUCAAGGCUCAGAACAAAGAAACAAAAGUACUGGCUGCUGCAAAGGUGAUUGAUACUAAGUCGGAAGAAGAACUAGAAGAUUACAUGGUUGAGAUUGACAUUUUAGCAUCCUGUGAUCAUCCUAAUAUUGUUAAGCUCCUAGAUGCUUUCUACUACGAAAAUAAUCUAUGGAUCCUCAUCGAAUUUUGUGCAGGUGGAGCAGUAGAUGCAGUAAUGUUAGAGCUUGAGAGGCCCUUAACAGAGCCACAGAUCAAAGUCGUGUGCAGGCAGACACUAGAAGCGUUGAACUACUUGCAUGAAAAUAAGAUCAUCCACAGAGAUCUAAAAGCUGGCAAUAUUCUUUUCACAUUAGACGGAGACAUCAAGCUAGCGGACUUUGGAGUAUCAGCUAAAAACACAAGAACGAUACAGAGACGCGAUUCUUUUAUUGGCACACCGUAUUGGAUGGCUCCAGAAGUAGUCAUGUGCGAGACAUCUAAAGACAGGCCUUAUGAUUACAAGGCUGAUAUUUGGUCUCUUGGCAUUACUUUAAUAGAAAUGGCUCAGAUAGAGCCACCUCAUCAUGAACUAAAUCCAAUGCGAGUGCUUCUGAAAAUAGCAAAAUCUGAUCCUCCUACGUUAGCACAGCCUUCAAAAUGGUCACCAGAUUUUAAAGACUUCUUAAAGAAAUGUUUGGAAAAGAACGUGGAUGCAAGGUGGAGUGCAGCGCAGCUUCUACAGCAUCCUUUUGUUACUGYUACUUCCAAUAAACCAAUAAGAGAAUUGAUAGCAGAAGCUAAAGCUGAGGUUACAGAAGAAGUUGAAGAUGGUAAAGAUGAGGAUGAAGAGGAGGAAACAGAAAGUUCUCUGCAGUUACCUACAGACAAGCGUGCAUCCUCUGACCUUAGUAUUGCCAGCUCUGAAGAGGACAAACUUUCUCAGAAUGCCUCUGUCUUGGAAUCUCUUUCGGAGAAAACAGAAAGUAAUGCAGCYGAGGAGAAAAACAUCGGUAUAUUUGCAGAUGGUAAAACAACUGGAGAUGAAUCUGAAAGYAAUAAAUUUGGUAAACCAGCAGAUAACAUGUCUGAUACUGCUGUUGUCAAUGUGAAAGUGCAGAAUGGUGCUGUGCCGACUGAUAAAGGUGAGCAAGGCAAAAUAUUGGCAAUUGAAAAGAAUACAGAAGGAGUAGAGGAAGCACGUGAAGAUACUGAACCCCAGAAAGGAAAUCAAGAACUUGAUGUGGUUACAAAACCAGAAAUAACAGAUGAAUGCAACCUAGAAACAGAGAAAGAAAAAGACAUUGGAAAUAAACAGGCAGAAGAAAAUAAACUGAUAAUAGCAGCCACAACAGAAAACAGCAUUGAAACUGAAGAAGUCUUUUCUAAGGAAACUGGUGAAAAAGAAGAGAAGGAGAACAGACUAGAUCUUCCAGAAAAUAAAAAUGUAGAUGUUACUGCAGAGCAAAAGGAUUACAAAGAUGAGGCUCAGAAGGUCGCGGUGAUAGACACCACUACAGAAAUUCUAGCCAAUGAGGACAAAGUGACUGAGGAAGAAAAGGAACUAAUAAGCCAUGGAGUUGACAAUAAAGAGGAGACAGGCAGUACUGGUGAAACUCAAAUUAGUGAUGGGGAUAAAGUACCUGAGACAGAGGAUAAGCUAACGGAAAAUCAGCCUAAGCAUGUCCAUGAGAUAAUCAGCUCUGAAGAAACAGUGUCUAAAAGCCAAGAUAAAGCAGUUGAAGUAGACAAGAAACUGGAAGAAAGUGAAAAUGAGGGUAUUUGUAAAACAAGUAGCAUGGAGGAAAGAGAGAUCCAAGACUCUGGAAAAGAAGACAGAGAUCAGAGGGCAAUAGAGAGCAAGACUGAGGAUAUUCCUGUUAAAGCAGUGGACAAACCAGCUGAGAUGGACCAGGAUUCAGAAGGACGUGGACCUGAGACUGUCCAGAAAAACAGUACUCAGCCAGAGAAAGGACGUUCAGAAAGUACUUCRGAUGAACUAGUAAAGAAUAAGCUUCAAGAUGCAGAUGAUGAACGAGCCGAGGAUUCUGAACUUGCUCCCGUUCCCAGUAUUAGCGUUAGCACUGAAGAAAGUGAGGAAAAAGUCAAAACAGAUAAUCAAGACAGUACUGGAACGUUACAGCAGCUGGAAUCAGAGACUCUAAAGGAAAAUGAUGCAGAUUCAGGCACUGGUUCUGCAGCUGACAACAGCAGCAUUGAUUUGAACUUAUCCAUUUCUAGCUUCCUCAGUAAAAACAAAGAGACAGGAUCAAUCUCUUUACAAGAAACUAGAAGACAAAAGAAAACGUUAAAGAAAACUCGCAAAUUUGUUGUUGAUGGAGUAGAAGUGAGCGUGACCACAUCAAAAAUAGUUACCGAAAAUGACUCAAAAAGUGAAGAGAUGCGAUUUCURCGGCGUCAAGAGCUGAGAGAGCUAAGACUACUUCAGAAAGAAGAGCAGAGAGCUCAACAGCAGCUAAGUAAUAAACUCUUGCAGCAGCGAGAACAGAUGUACAGACGUUUUGAACAGGAAAUGACAAGUAAAAAGCGCCAGUAUGAUCAAGAAAUAGAAAACCUAGAAAAACAGCAGAAACAGACGAUAGAGCGCUUGGAACAGGAACAUACAAACCGGUUACGAGAUGAAGCAAAACGUAUCAAAGCAGAACAGGAGAAGGAAUUGUCGAAAUUCCAGAACAUGUUGAAGAACAAAAAAAAAGAGGAGCAGGAAUUUGUGCAGAAGCAGCAACAAGAACUGGAUGCAUCUCUAAAGAAAAUUAUUCAGCAACAGAAGACAGAACUAGCCACCAUUGAACGAGAUUGUCUCAACAACAAGCAGCAGCUCAUGAGAGCUCGUGAAGCUGCAAUCUGGGAGCUGGAGGAGCGGCACUUGCAAGAGAAGCAUCAGCUCCUCAAGCAGCAGCUCAAAGAUCAGUAUUUCAUGCAGAGACACCAGCUGCUYAAGCGGCAUGAAAAGGAGACAGAGCAAAUGCAAAGAUAUAACCAACGACUUAUUGAGGAGUUAAAGAACAAGCAAACUCAGGAAAGAGCACGGCUGCCUAAAAUCCAGCGAAGUGAAGCGAAGACUCGAAUGGCCAUGUUUAAGAAAAGCUUAAGAAUCAACUCGUUAGCUUCUCCAGACCAAGAUCGUGAAAAAAUUAAGCAGUUUGCUAUUCAAGAAGAAAAGAGACAAAAAAAUGAGAGACUGGCUCAGCAUCAGAAACACGAAAAUCAAAUGCGGGACCUUCAGUUGCAAUGUGAAGCAAACAUCCGAGAGCUGCACCAAUUACAGAAUGAAAAAUGCCAUCUACUGGUUGAACACGAGACUCAGAAGCUAAAAGAACUAGAUGAAGAGCACAGCCAAGAGCUGAAGGAAUGGAGAGAGAAACUGAGACCACGAAAAAAGACUUUGGAAGAGGAAUUUGCCAGAAAACUGCAAGAGCAGGAAGUUUUCUUUAAAAUGACUGGAGAAUCUGAAUGCCUUAAUCCUUCAACACAAAGUCGGAUUUCCAAAUUCUAUCCCAUCCCCAGCCUUCACUCCACCGGGUCGUAACUCUGGGAACUGCUGUAGCUUUGUCAUGUUUGGGAUUCUCCAUCCUCAUCAGCUAACCCGAUAUAAUCUGCACCGUGCAUCAAAGGACCGCAGCGCUCCUUGUUUCCAGUGGAGACAAUCACUGUCACUGUCAGUUUUUCCCUUUUCCUCUGAAUGGAAGAAAACAAAAAAGGAGAACGGACCCUGGUGUGUAAUGGAAAUGUGAUGAUGUCCUUCAGAUGUUUCAAGAAUAAGUGGAUUUUUUUAAUCUAAGACUCAGUAAAUUAUCUUUGGGUUUGGCUUCAAGUAAGUAAGCCUAAAAUAAUAUAAUGUUUGUGGUCACAAAAAAAGAGAAAGGUUCCUCAUGUGAACGUCAAAAUGGUGUAAUACUCGUUCCACUACCGUGUUUUCACAUGUCUGAUUUCUCCACAACAGAAUUCCAUAAUGCAGCUGCCCUCAGAGGUUUAAGUGUUGUAAGGUUGAGCAGKGUCUGCAGGACAAGGACUGAAGCUAAUUACUCAGAACACGCCGAAUAUCCAAAAAAUUAGCCCGUACAUUUGAUUGGUAACAACAAAAGCCUUUACAACUUCUUCAAACCAACAGAAACCUCUGGCAUAAAUUAAACUGAGCAGAUCUCCAUUGCAUAUUUUGUCCAUUAAUUCCAUAAUGAAAUGGGGUGCUAGUUUAAUUAAUACAGUGCCUGAAACACUUAGAUAUGCUACUUUUGGCAACAAGAUAGUGUUUUGUCAUUACAGAAAACCUCCUUAACAUUGUUGUUACUGUACAAAACAAAAUAAUUCUUGCUGCUACUGCCAUUUUUGUCAUAAGUCCUCACCCUAAAAUAUUUUGCACUAAAAUAUGUAAAGGUGAAAAGAAUGCUAACGUUGAAAUGCACAGUUUGUUGUUUUCCUUAGCUACUACAGGUGGUUAGUUCUACAAAUGGGAAAACUGUAGAAUGUAUUUUUUACAACACAGUGUGCAAAAUGCACGUGGUUUCUCCAGCUUUACCUGGAAUAGGUAGAGGCAUCUUUUGGUUCUUACCAAAGCCUGUUCAUUUAAGCUCCUCAGCAAAGUGGAGGUGGAUGGUAAUAUUUAUAAAUAACCAUGCCUGAAGUCUGAUUCAAUUAGAAGUGUUAGUUUUGUUUUGUUUUUUAGUCAUUUUAUUUUAUAGAAAGAUUUAAGUUAAAUAUAUAGACAAACUACGAAGCUGGGUUUUUUGCUUUUGUUUUGCUACGUACUAACAUAUACAGUUUUUAUUUUUCGAGUUCAUAGAUGUAUAAUAAGUUAUUUACCUGACUGAUCUGCAGUGGAAAAAAAUCGGAAAUGUUUCUCAUGUAGCUGGUAGGGAAAUGUAACUGUAUUAGUUCCCUUUUAGUGCCCUCCUUUGGACGGUUAGAAUUGAGUCAUAUCAAGGCAGGGUUUGGGGCUGGGCUUUGGUCUGCCAAAGUUAAACCUGUAAAAUAGUCUCUGCUCUCUGUCCUUGGCGGCCUCUCUCUUUCUGGCCGCCCUGGGUAUCAACUGUAAACGUUUUCUG